Molecule: messenger RNA, 1776 nt
Organism: Linum trigynum
Lineage: Eukaryota; Viridiplantae; Streptophyta; Magnoliopsida; Malpighiales; Linaceae
Source: the annotation of a GenBank genome assembly
AUGGUGCAUCCGUCAGCGACAACUAUUCCGCUGGCGGGCAAGCCGCCAGACCCACCGCCGCCCCUGCAACCUCAAGGAAUCUCUCAGCCUUCUGAACCCAGCCCAGAAACCGCCACCGCCACCAUCUCUUACAGGAAUGCUCUGACAGGCCAGUCUUCCCAGCAACCGUCGAAGGGGAGCACAUGGACCUUCGUCGGCGAACAUGACAUGAUUCCAGGGGACUUUAAUGGGGAACCGGCCCUAAAUCUAUCGGAAACUUUCAAAGAAAGAUUGUGCCAACCCUGGAAGAAGACCUUGGUGGUGCGAUUAUUGGGAAGAUCCGUCUCUUAUGCUUACCUCUGUUCUCAACUCCGUUGGAAGUGGCGGCCGUCGGGAGCUCUGGACAUCAUAGACCUAAACAAUGAAACUUUUCUUGUUACUUGCAGCAAUGAUCAAGAUUAUCUAACAACGCUCUCGGGAGGACCUUGGGUGAUCCUCGAUCACUACCUCCUGGUACAUCCAUGGUCACCGGACUUCCGUGUCUCUGACAAGCCGCACAGAUCAGUGGUAGCCUGGGUGCAAUUUCCAGAACUUCCAGUUCAUUUCUACCAUCGCGAAGUUCUUUUUGCGAUUGGCAACCUAAUUGGAAGGACGAUUAAGCUUGACUACCAUACAGAAAAUCUUCAAAGGGGAAAAUUUGCUCGCAUGGCAAUUGAUCUCGAUAUGACAAAACCUCUGCCGACGAGAAUUCAUCUGGAUGGCAAAUGGCAAGGAAUCACUUAUGAGAACCUCCCCCAUAUCUGCUAUGGAUGUGGAAAAAUCGGACAUAUUGAAGAAAAGUGCCCUGCCAAUGAAAACCAUAUGGAGACGGCUUUGGCCAUCGUUCCCGGCAACGAUAGCAACGCGUACCAAGUUCCUCCUCCGUCGGAUGUCCCUGCCGGCUAUGGCCCGUGGAUGCAGGUGACGCGAAAAACGCGGAAAGUGACAAAGGCAAAAUCGGGUAACCACCAAAUCAAUUCCUCCGCAAUUGGCGCAGAUUCCGGGCGAUCGGCUCCCAAAUCAUCUUCCAAGGGAAAGUCUGAUUUGGAGAUGAAAGGUAAAAAGGAAAGUAAAGAGGGACAGAGAAAGGAAGUUUCCAGCUUACAGAAAGGGAAAUCAACCUUGAUCGAUGCCUCCGUCCCCAACGGAAAAAAGAAAGGAGCGGCUGCUCAAGAGUGGAGGGUGGUUGGUUCGUCAGCAAUGGAUCUUAACCUAGCCCAACCCAUGGAGGCCCUUUCGAAAGACAAGGCCCAAAACACUGCUUCCACCUCUACUUCAAUUACGGCCAAGGCCCUCCAAGGCCCGAACAACACUAAGAUCCAGAUCAUCUCUGUUCCAUCUCUCGUUGACAGCACCAAGGAAAAUCAAAACCCAAAUUCUUGUGGAAGACCAUCGCGCCAACGGUCACAAAAGAAGCAACCAACAAAAGCCCUGAACACUAUCCAGAACAGGGGAAUCAGCAUCAAAUCUCCCAAGAAGCCUCUCCAAUUAAGCUCAAUCUCCAGAGAUAAUGCCAAGAGAGCUAAAGAUGGAGUCUUCCCCUUUACCAUCAAAGACAUUGAAGAAUUCUGUGCUCACUCAAAUUCCAAAAUAUCUGAAUUCCAGAAGCUGGUUGCGGAAAGGUCAAGUGAGGUAUCCAUGGAGGAAGAUCUUCACGCGACCCAGUCGGAGACGCCCGCUGAUGCCGUCGAUACCCAGGGAAAUCUGGCCGCUUUUAACCAAGGAGGCUCGGCAGCCACGACCACGAACCUUGCUUGA